AUGCGCUCUGCGCUCGAACGCUGGACCAAAGCACGUGAUGAAGGCAAGGUGGUGCACGCCAUCUACAUCUACUUCAAAAAGGCUUUCAACAGCGUUCCUCAUCAAAAUCUUUUAUACAAACUGCGCAACUCUGGAAUUCGUGGACGCCUUCUUGUAUGGAUCCAGAUCUUUUUGGCUGGACGGUCCGAAAGAGUGCAGGUCGGGCGUCAACAGUCCUCAGAUGUAAGCGUGGUGAGUGGCGUGCCACAGGGAUCAGUCUUAGGUCCCACGUUAUUCCUCGUUUUCAUAAAUGACUGCGUCAAGGACCUAGACUGUGAUGCCAUCCUGUUUGCCGACGACAUAAAACUGUGGAAAGUUAUUCACAAUGCGGCAGACGCAGACCACCUUCAAGCAAACUUGAACAGGCUCAAAGACUGGUCGAAGCGCUGGCUUAUGCCCUUCAACAUAAGCAUGUGCAACUUUCUUCAACUCGACAGCUUCAGAGACCCCAGCUGCAGCAUCUACUUUCUACACGGCACACCACUACAACAGGUUGACAGUCAGAAGGACCUGGGUGUGUGGAUUACAUCUUCACUCAAACCAACACUGCACUGCGCGAAGGCUGCUUAUUCGUCUACGGCCACAUUGCAACUCACUAGGCCAGCAUUUAUGGGAUCUGACCCUGACUGA
This is a messenger RNA of Spirometra erinaceieuropaei, 669 nucleotides long. NCBI's taxonomy places the organism in Eukaryota, Metazoa, Platyhelminthes, Cestoda, Diphyllobothriidea, Diphyllobothriidae. The record is from the annotation of a GenBank genome assembly.